UUCAACGUUCAUUGGUGCCUCUUGAACAUCCUUAAUAUCUUUCACCGACACUCUUCAUUUGCAUCCCAUUUAUCCUAUCACAAUUUCCCUACUUUUCUGUUCCCCACUUGUCCCCUUUUCUGCUCGGACGACUUGUUCAAGUAAGUAACAGAUAUGCCUGUACCAACUCCAUCUUCUGUGUCUGCCUUCAUAGCCUCCAAGCCUAGCAUCACGAAAACGCAUGGCCACUCGCAUGCAAAGAAAACAAGGAUUGUCAGGAGGCGAGGAAGAGCUAUGAACAGUGACGACGAGAUUGUGAGAGAGGUUGGAACAGACUCAGAAUCGGAAAACGGCGCAGCAUCCAGCGACGACUCGUCUGAUUCAGACACUGAACAAAUAUCUGAUGAUGACUCUGGUCACAGACGUCCCCGAGUUGGCACCCCUAAUACGAGCGAAAGUCCAACCAAUGGAAUACCCGCAGAAAAAGAGCCAAGUACAUCCUUUUUUGUGCCUUCGGGGAACUGGUCGGAAAUGGUGGCAGAAGAGAACAAUAAUGGGCCUGCAGACCUCCCGGUUAUUGAUUUCACAGAGUUCAAUGGCAACACUUCGGCAUCAAAACCGACUCGGCAGCGGAAAGCAAAGAAAGCCGCACCGAAAGCGAGGCAGGGCUCCGAAGCUACUUCUCUUCCAUCUCCCCCACUGUCCGUCAGUGAGUAUCACGAGGAAGAGUCCGGAGAAGAGCCUCCUCCGUCUGCCUCUUCGACACGCCCAGCUCACCGUAGUGUAUUUAUUCGGCGUCCCCCUGGACAGACUGCCCGUCAGGCCUAUCAAAGCAGGCUGGAAUCGGAUCCGUCGUAUGUUCCGACGGUAGGAGAGUUCUGGGGCCACGAUGACAGGCUUUUGGAUAAGGACUUGCGCAGUUUGAGUGGAUGGUGGCGUGGUCGGUGGCAAGGUCGGGGUAGGGGGCGGGGUUUCGAUCGGAGUUUUGCGAUGCGUGGUCGGGGCGGUUUCAUGGGACGAAACGCGUUUCCUCAUCAAGAUUCCGUCCAGGAGGAUGAAGAAGCGGAAGUCCUUGAUGUCGCGCGUGUUGAACAGGCGUGGACGCACGAUGGAUUUGAAGAGAUGAAACGCAGCGACGAGGCUCGUCGGUCAGCUCAGCAACAACAGUCUCAUCCAUUCCGCGGAGUCGGCCGUGUCGGUGGAGGGGCGCCUACUCGGGAGCGGGGCGGCUUUGCUCGUGCUGCAGGUUCCAGCGCGCCGCCUGCCCUGUCCGCCAAUGCACCUUUGAUGUCCUCUGGUCGUAUCUGGUAUCCAAUGAAGCCUGAGCUUGCGUGGACAAAGCAGCAUGAAGGCUUCCUCUAUACCGAUGUAAGCAUGAAGCCGCGCCGCGGUCGCGGUGCAGGAUACAGAGUUAGAAUACCCGGAAGUCGUGGACAGAUCGUCAGAACACCACUGACGUUAACCGAGGAACUGCCGAUUCCAACGCCCUCUGGCACUGCAACCACCAGCGUGCUAGGUUCGGAGUACGGAGAGAAAACCGUCGUCGUUCGCCUACCCUCUGUAGAGAAGUCGAAGGCGGUUUCAGGCAAGUCUGAUGUGGAGGAUAUUGUUACCAAGGUUAACGAUCUUUCCAUUGAAGAUAUAUUCACCGUUAGGCCGCAACUUGUUACGGCGAAGCCCAUACCUCUACCUGAACAACCGUCCUCCAGAGCUCGUUCUAGUACUCUGCAAUCACAAUCCACGCCAUCACUGGCAGUUCAGCAGAAGCUCGAGCAGUUGUUAAUACAAACUCCGCCUGAGUCAACUAGAUGGUCUCAGACAGAGGGUGCUGUUUUGCGUAAUUCGUCAUCUAAUGGCUCUCAAGAACAACAGCAGCAGUCUUCAUCUUCCAUGGGCGACGCCCGAUCUUCCUUGGCUCCUGUUCCAACCGCUUUUCCUUCAACUCUUUCACAGCCUUCCCCUGCAUACGUUUCUCCUUAUCACUAUGGUGUUCCGCUACCACCCGGUGUCGCUGUGAAUCCUGUCGGUAUGCCCUACGAGGUUGCUACUGGUCGUCCAGUCUAUCUGCGGCCCCCGCCUAUGUACAACCCUCGUCCAAUGAUGCCUCAGUUGGCCGCUACUAGUGCUCCGUUCGUGCCUGGACACCUGCAUCAUCAGUCAACGGCUUCUACCGACUACUCUUCCCACACACCCGUCAAUGGCUUCAUUGAUCCAGCUACUGGCAUGCCCAUAUUCUCCUUUGCCCCUCCAUCUUCUCGGAUUGAAAUACGUGCACCCGGGGAAGGAGAUCCUGGCAAGGCCUCGGGUAAGGAACGUGCCUCGUCAGGGUUAAGAUCCGCGGCUGCUACCUUUGAGCCAAUCCGACCUGCGGAGGGUACAGAACCACAAUAUUCUGAGGGGUCAGGUAUUCCCUUGUAUACUUCUGAGGAAGGCACGGAGAAUGGGACUGCUCCGGUGGAACAAGUUGGUAUGAUGUACGCGCCUUAUGGGCAGUACUAUUAUCCCGAGACGUACGGAUAUAUGCCGUACAUGGAAAUGUCGCGGGUACCACAGUACGAGAUGUACAAUGAGCACAUUCCUCAAGGGACCGUUUACUAUUAAUCGCACUUCUUCCUAUCUCUUCUCAUUUUGCACACUAUCUGUCCUCUCCUUUUUCGUCAUCACAUACGCCAUGUCCAAGUCUACGAUCAAUCCCUCAUUAUCUUGCAUGUUUUCGUCCACGCUUUCACCAGACUUUGGGGGGGGGCUCCCUCUCAUUAUACAUACGUAUAUAAGCAUACCUUGCAAAUCUUACUCGUUUAAACCGCCGUAGUAUGUCAUCUCUUUAUUUGUAGUUUCUUGUUUUCGUUAUGUGACGCAUACGCUUCUAUGCAAAUAUCAUUUUUUUUGGUUUCAGACAACAAAAAGUUACAAGUACCUGACUCGCCAUUUGUUG
Molecule: messenger RNA, 2914 nt
Organism: Guyanagaster necrorhizus
Lineage: Eukaryota; Fungi; Basidiomycota; Agaricomycetes; Agaricales; Physalacriaceae
Exons: 2
Coding region: 154-2580 (808 amino acids)
Biological process (GO): mRNA processing
Cellular component (GO): exon-exon junction complex
Molecular function (GO): mRNA binding
Source: RefSeq, a predicted model, not a curated record